GAGCUUGGUGUGAAGAUGGCGGACGAGGAGGCCGAGCAGGACCGUAGUCCUGAGAACGGUAUCAGUGAAACGAUUGGGGAACUUAGACAACGGUUGAAAGAACUGCAAGAAGUCGUGAUUAGAGAAAGCAGCGACUCGCCAGUCCAAUCGUCUUCUGAGUAUUGCCAGGCGUUUUGUAGGACACUGCUGGAGUAUGCAGGCCGUUGGAGGAUAGAGGAAGAGCCUUUGCCACUGGUGGAAGUGUACAUAGCCGCCCUGUUGAGUUACGCCCAGGCCUCUCCAUACCUCUCCCUGCAGUGUGAAAGUGUUCCUCUUGUGGUUGAGAGGCUCUCAUUGAGUUUUGUGGAGCUUUUGCUGUCUCUAAAGAAUGACGUUCCAGAUGGCUUAUGGCAAGAAUUUAAGUCAUCUGUCCAGUUUGCUUACAGUAAGCUGCAGGAGAAGGGAAUCACUGAGCUGUCCCUGCUGUCUGCUUUGGCCCAGCAUGACGGUGUUUGGACCAACAGGGUCUUGCAGGGCCUUUUGUCCGGCGCAAACCUGCAGACUGAACAAGUUGAGGAGUUCCUGGUGCAGGAGGGGCUGUCCCUGCUGGAGAUGAGAGUGAAGCAGCUGAUGAAGGAUAGUCAGCUGGGGAAAGCUGCACUGCUGGCAAAGACAUGCUCUGAGUGUCCUGCCUUCCAGGGGAAGGGACCUUUCAAGCAGAUGUACCUCGUCUGCCUCUGUGCUACCUCAGAACAGGAUCAGCUGAUGGAUGAGCUUUCAAAGGAGGACUGCCGUGAUUCAUUAGAGAUGAUCUGCAACCUGGAGUCGGACGGAGAUGAGAGGGCAGCUUUCAGCUUAUGCUCAGCCUUCCUGACCAGACAGCUUCUCCAAGGAGAUGCAUACUGUGCUUGGGAGCUCACUCUGUUUUGGAGCAAGCUGCUGAAGCGGCUGGAGCCAUCAGAGCAGGCCUUCUUGGACAGAUGCCGACAGAUGUCCUUACUUUCCAAAACCGUGUACCACAUCCUGUUCCUCAUCAAGGUCAUCCAAUCAGAGAUUGACACCGUUGGCCUGCCAGUGUGCAUUGAAAUGUGCAUAAGGGCUCUGAGGAUGGAAUCAGAUGAUGGAAACACAAAGGCCACUGUGUGUAAAACUAUUUCCUGUUUGCUUCCCACUGACCUGGAAGUUAAGCGAGCCUGCCAGCUGACUGAGUUCCUCUUGGAGCCCACAGUGGAUUCAUACUAUGCUGUGGAGACUCUUUACAAUGAACCAGAUCAAAAACUAGAGGAAGAGAAUAUGCCUGUUCCCAACUCGCUACGCUGCGAGCUCCUGCUGGUUUUUAAAACCCAGUGGCCCUUUGACCCGGAGUUCUGGGACUGGAAAACACUUAAGCGUAAUUGUCUAUCGCUAAUGGGUGAAGAAGCUUCAAUAGUGUCAUCCAUUGACUUGCUGAAUGAUACUGAGACCCCUGAAGAAGAGGAAGACUUCCUCAGUCAGGAAGGAUUUAAGAAUAUCCCAGACCACUUAGUCAGCGGCACAUAUGAACUAAAAGAUAUAACAGACAAGAAACAGAAAAACAGAGAAAUGAAGAAACUGAGAGAAAAGGGUUUCAUAUCUGCCAGGUUCAGAAACUGGCAGGCAUACAUGCAGUACUGUGUGCUGUGUGACAAGGAGUUUCUCGGCCACAGGAUUGUACGACAUGCACAGACUCAUCUGAGCGGUGGCGAAUACAGCUGUCCGAUAUGUGCUCAGACCUUUUCCUCAAAAGACACAUUGAUUCCCCAUGUAACAUCACAUGUUAAACAGUCGUGCAAGGAAAGGCUGACUGCGAUGAAAACAAACAAGAAGUUGGCUAAUUGUAAAACAGCAACGCCUGUUAUUGCCGCAUUAAAGGCCAAGACAGAAAAUGAACUUUAUGAAAAUGCUGAUUCCCUGGGGCAAAAUGGUGGGUUGAUUCACAAUGUUCAGGCCAGAGUUUCUAGGUGCAUCACAGAGAGUAGUGAGGACAAUGUGUGCCCUGUUGGAAAAUGCAGAAGGAGCUUUAAAUUUUUCAAAAAUCUCAUUGCACAUGUUAAAGCUCAUGGAGACAAUGAGGAAGCUAAGACUUUCCUCGAAAUGCAGAGCAAAAAGGUUGUUUGCCAAUACUGCCGUCGCCACUUUGUUAAUGUUACCCAUCUUAAUGAUCAUUUACAGGUCCACUGUGGUGUGAAACCUUACAUCUGUAUACAGUUAAACUGCAAGGCGAGUUUCCUGUCCAACACUGAGCUCAUCAUACACAGGAAAACGCAUUCUGCUUUUAAGGCUAGAUGCAUGUUUCCAAAUUGUGGAAGGAUUUUCAAUGAGGCCUUCAAACUCUAUGACCAUGAGGCACAACAUUAUAAAACGUUCACUUGUAAAGCUAUGGACUGUGGAAAGGUAUUCCACUCACAACGGCAGCUGGAUUUGCACCAGGGGGAGCAUGCCAGACUAGAAGAGGAGACCAAAUCUUCUGAACAGACGUCACAAAAUAUGCAGCCUGGCCCUUCACUCAUUGAACAAAUGCUUUCAGGUCACGCAGGCCUUAAACAAGAGAAUUCCCAUGAGAACUGGAACUCUGAAUCUGCUAUUAUUUCAGACCCCGGAAGGCUGUCGGUGUCCAUUGAGAGUUUGCUGAAAUCUUCCCAAGCACCUGUGGAAACCUUAGGACAAUACACAGUCAAAGACGAACCACAUGAUACGCCUUUCUCAACCAGUCAGUCAAAUAAUUCUGUGAUUCAGCCUGUGAAUUCCCACAUGUCUGUUCAUAAUAGAAACAGAGAUGGUUUCGGUGGGCAUUCAUUUGAUUAUAUGAGACAACAGGAUCAACCAAUACCGCCAUAUGAAGCUAAUUUAGCUAACAUGCCAUAUAGCAGUAAUACAGAGAUCUCACGAGGCCAGCCCCAGAUGUUCCCCAGUAAAGCAAGUACUGGAUCAAUGAGUUACAACUCUGACACCAACUUACCAUUUCCAGGGCAGCAAGGGCCGAUGUGCAGUAGUAACCUGUUAACAGUGUCACCGCCCCAGAACUCCAUAGAGCCAGCGAUGUCGCAACCACUUCCACCAACAGUAACCCCACAGCCUCUUACUGGGAACAGACCAGAGAACUGUGUGACGUCUUCAGCUAGCACAGGUCCCCCUCCAGGACAGAGAGAGCGAUUUCAUUGUGCAUUUGAAACAUGUGCAAGACACUACAGCUCCUACAGAAGUGUUACCAAGCACAUGAAAACGGUACACCCAGACUUCUAUGAGCAAUGGAAAGUUGCUCGAACUAAAAUCAAGACAACCUACGCUCCAGCACCGAGCACAUCAUCUGCCAGGCAUCUCAGUUCACUCCCCUCCCUUCAGCACCAGCAGGGCAACACGGUACCAGUUUGUGGAGUUCAGAGGCAGAAUGUUAUCCAAUCACCACCUUAUACUAAUAUGGGUGCAAGUACAGACUAUAGUGCUCUGCAUUCCCAUUCCUCUUCUGCCCACAACCAGAAUGCUUCACUCUUGAUGGAAAAUGUUCUAAAUCCCAUUGUUCUCUCUCAGCUAGGAAGUGAUACAAAUCUAAUAACUGCACAGUCCCAAGUUUCAGGUAGUCAAAAUUGGCACUCAGGCCCUGAAAGUGAACAAAUUCAAAACUGUGGCUCUUCCCACGUCUAUCCAUCAAACAUGCAUGUGAUGCCACAAGUCGGUUCUACCAGUGCUGCUCUGCCAAUUGGUGUCCCAUCUUGCUCUAUAAUGGGAUCAACAAUGAACAGACCAGCACAGUCUUUGCCGUCACCACUUCUGAAAAAUGGGUCCCAGUCAGUUUUGACCUCCUACAUGGACCGUGCCAAGGAAGUGUCAAAACAAGCAGCUGACCACCUUCCACCCUAUAUAUCACCGAUGCAAAGCAACUUAGUCUCCGAUUCCAGGGCACCAGAAAAACCUAUAUCAAUGCAAAAUCAUGUGCAGUCCAGUUUUCCCUCACCAGACAGUGCAAGCCCAAAAAACCGUAACAACCAAUCUCCAAAUGGCUCAGUUGGCUCUGAAAACAGUCCUGAAAAUCAAACGAGAACCAGAAAAAACAGAAGGACCAAAUGGCCAGCUAUUCUUAGGGAUGGCAAAUUUGUUUGUUGCAGGUGUUUUAGACAAUUUAAUAGCCCUAAAUCCCUGGGAGGCCAUUUGUCCAAGCGUACAAUCUGCAAACCAUACGAAGAGUCGGAACUGAACACAGACCUGCCAGCAUCAUUUCUUGACCUUCUCAAUUCAGAGCAAACAGUUAGCACUGCACCACCACAGUUGUCUUAUAAUCCUGCUGCUGUUUAUCAGGAGAAGCCCCAUCAGUCAGCAAUACAUGGUUCAACAACCACAAAAGAUUAUCCCACUCCUAAUUAUCCACAAGAUAAUUUGCCAGUGUAUGGCAAUGGUGAGUCAAAUGAUGACAUACUCAAACAAAUCAUGGCUGAAUCCAACAUGUCUGAUCUUUUUGUACACACACCUGCUCCCCAGCCAUUGUUCCAAAACCCUUGUGUUCCCUAUGGAGCUGGUGAACGUUUGCCCGGGAGCUCAGUCAUACAGCAUACAGAAAAUGUCCAGCUGAAACAAGAGGACACUUCGUACAGCACCGCCCAUUAUCCUCAGACAAGCGUUAAUACGUUUGCUGGAAGUGAGUUCCCUGACCCACUUCUUACACAAAUUCUUACAGAAAACUCUUCCACUGCGCUUCCUGGAAUUGUUCCCACGGAUCACAGUGAAGGGUAUCACUCUGAGACAACCAUUCAGACACAAGAUACAGAUCAAAACCCAGUGAGGCAAAGACUGUUACCUGAUAGUAAGCUUAGUCCAGCAACAAGAAGUGGCAAGCAUUCUGAGAUGCAAAGGAAGACCGCUGAACAAGAUAUUAAGAAGAGACUGCGAGAGCAGAUUUUGUCUGUCGACUUUCAACGUAGAAACAGCUUAUGUCAUUCAAGCAAGACUGACCCUAAUGCCAAUUCAAAGACUCCCAAGUCUUUUGGUCCAGUGUGCAGUCCUUCCAAUAAUUCUGGACUUCAUCAAAUGUCUGGUAACGCAAUAAGUGACUCAGCAAGUGAAGGACAAGUCAUUCAAGAAAACUCUGCAAUCAUCCCAGGAACCUCUGGCGAAAUUAAACAAUUACUGAACACACAGAGCUUUACUUGUUUCAGAGAGACCUCCACCCCGCAGCAGGAGAUACUGAGCCCCACAGGCUUCGCAGCAAAUGAUGCAGAUCUUGAGCCCACUCAGUUAUCUGCCAGCCAGCAACAGUGGAUGACAGAAAUUCAAAGUGCAUUUGAAAGGCUUAACUUGGUCAGAGAAAUGUCUGAUCAGAUGUUGGCUAACACGGAACAGAAUAGCAAUCCCACAAACAGCCAGGCAGGAUCUGCAAAGGCCAUUUUGCGUAGAUCAAUAUCGUCACUGGUUGUUAAGCCAUUUGCUUGUGAGAAUGAGAACUGCACAUUUAGUUCAGUGUCAAGUGAAGCGCUUUGGAAACACCUCUCCAAAACUCACAACUACACACUUGAUAUGGUGAAUGAGGUUAAGAAAAGGUAUGGCCAAUAUGCUCCUUUCAAGUGUCAAAAAUGUAGUAAAAGAUUCACUCGUAAUUCAAACCUUCGUACUCACUACCAGUCAGCUCAUAAAUUAUCAGCUAAGGAAAUAGCAGAUCUAGAUUCCAAGCGCAAACUGGCCAAAGCUGCAGCUAUGCAGAACUGGCCUGUUGGAACAAACCAGGAUCCAUCAACUCAAACCACACCGGCUACUCCUUCGUCAGUGCAGAACAGAACUCAUCUAUAUUCACUCCAGGAUGCACCUGAUUGCCCAUCACAACCAUUUGUACCAUGUACUAACGUGGACAUAACUAAUCGGAAAUUCCAAGAUGACAGUCGCUCAACAGUCAUUCAUCCCUUGCAGACAGCUCCCGUGCACAAACAAGCAAUGACCCCGCCAGUAAAGGGCCAGAUCUCUGCAUCAGCCUUUGUGUCAGCACAAGCAGGGAUGGCAGCAGAACAGUGGACACACAGACGGCAAAGAAACUUUCCCAAGGUACCCGCUCAACACGCAAGUGGACACGUGGGACCCCCGUUGCUCAAAGGGUCGGCUCCUCUCACGCAGGCUCUGUCUGCCACGCGUCAGGCUAAUGGGCCUCCGCCUCUCGACAAACAGUCUGCCAAGCCAAGCAUAGACAUUACCAAGAAGACAAAAGAGAAGAAGCCAAGCUCAGGUGAUGCCACGAGUCCAUACAGACCAUAUCGCUGCGUUCAUCAAGGCUGCGUGGCUGCCUUCACCAUCCAGCACAAUCUGAUCCUCCACUACAGGGCUGUUCACCAGUCUGCUUUGUCAGCAUUGGAGGUGAACAAAGAGCAGGACCAGAGUGAGGGACUGGAUGAAAUAAUGGACCACAAUGAUGAGGAGCCAGAGGCAGAGAUCCCCCAAAUUUCUGAAUUCAGAUGCCAGGUCAAAGACUGCUCCCGAGUUUUCCAAGAAGUCCCCAACCUUUUGCAGCAUUAUCUUCAGCUGCAUGAAUUCAGUCUUGAUAAGGUUGGUAAUAUCUUGUCCAUCAUUAAACUGGGCAGGUUUGCUUGUGGCCAUCAAGGAUGCACAGCAUCCUUCACUGCUUUCUGGAAGUAUAUAGGGCACGUCAAAGAACAGCAUAAAGAUAUGAAGUUGGCCAAACCCGAACAAUUAAAUGGCUCGUUCAAGUGUGAAAUUGAAGGCUGUGACCGUUCGUAUGCCACAAAGUCAAAUCUGCUCAGACAUGUCAUGAAAAAGCAUCAGGACCUCUACCAGCCUAAACUAAAGAAUCAACAGAUAAAAGAAGAUGGGAUGAAACAGAACUCUAAAACUUUGCAUUACCAAAUUACCAAGACGAGUAAUGGAAAGGAAAACAUUGAGAGCAAUAAAAAGAUCCUACAGCGGGGAGGUGACACAAAGAGAGUUAGCAAGGUGAAAAAAAAUCACUGGACUAAAUAUGGAAAACCCUCCUUAAAAUCUAAAGUGGAGGCAUCUGCAAUGUGCACUAAAAAAAUUCCUCUACAAUACCCCUGUAUGAUUAAAGGUUGUGAGUCAGUCAUGAAGUCAGAGAGGAGCAUAUUGAAACAUUACGUGGGACACGGACUGUCAGAAAAGUACCUGGAACAGCAAAGGAGUCACUUCAUAUUCUGCAAAAAGUUCCCCAGGCAGAAGUGCCGACCCAUCAGGAGUGAUGACUCCAAAUCAGACAACACGUCUGACCUGUCAGACAGUGAGGUGACAGCCGACACCGGCCUGGAAGGGGGGGAAUAUGGAUAUUCAAAGCCUGUCCUACGCAAAAGGACCACCGCAGGAAUCCCCGCUGCAUUGUUCGACAGCAAAUUGUCAAAUGAUGAAAGUUCCGAUGGCUCUAUCGUACUAAAACGCAAACGAGGACGUCCAAGAAAGCUGAUCGAAAACAUUGUGAAACGCAAGAAAAUUCCGCGUACGACCAAGAUUGAUGUCGUUUACAGCAGGGACGAUGAAUCCGACUCCUCUUGCCCCGCUGUAACCCAGGAGGAGAUGACUGAGCAGAGUGCCACACUGGCCUCUUUUAAACCAAUGGGAUUUGAAAUGUCUUUCUUAAAAUUCCUGGAACAGUCAAAUAAAUGUGAACACUCCUUGACGAGGAAUGUUGAUGUACCAGAAGUACGGAGAAAAACAAACAGUCUGAAUAGCAAAGACACCUGCGUCAGGUUCAGCAACCGUCAGAAUUUGAAGUCCCUCAGUAAGGUUAAAAUAAUCCUAGACAGGGCCUUUUCAGGUGUCACAGACCUCAUGUUGAAACAGCUGCAGGACAUGCGGCCCACAGUGGUAUUGGAAAAAAAUGACCAACCUGUCUGUUUUUGAGAAGCAGAAUCUCAGGAUGAGUCAAAUCUGCUGCAGACUGGUGCCCUGCAUAUGAAAGGUUUUUACACGUCCAGUUAUUAAAAAAAAUGUUGUUUUGAAUUAUACUGUAAUAUUAUCUGUACACUUUUUGUCUCUUUUAUAGAAGUGUAUAGCAUGUUUUUAUUUAUGGGCUAUUAAGUCAAAAAGUUAUCUGACCAUUUGGCAGAAAGUUGAAACAUGUCAUCAGCGUUUGGCGUCUUAAUUAUCCCUGUGGGACUUCCAGGCAGAUGGACUUUGACAUGGACUAUAAUGUUAUGUGUAGUUGUGAUUUAAAGAUGUUGAUUAUUGUGCGUUGUGUAUAUAGUUUGAAAUCACCCACUGCCACCAGCAGUCUUACUAUUAAAUGAAGAGCUUUUUUACAACCA
Molecule: messenger RNA, 8240 nt
Organism: Micropterus dolomieu (smallmouth bass)
Lineage: Eukaryota; Metazoa; Chordata; Actinopteri; Centrarchiformes; Centrarchidae
Gene: znf292b
Product: zinc finger protein 292b
Exons: 8
Coding region: 16-7836 (2606 amino acids)
Biological process (GO): regulation of transcription by RNA polymerase II
Cellular component (GO): nucleus
Molecular function (GO): DNA binding; DNA-binding transcription factor activity, RNA polymerase II-specific
Source: RefSeq, a predicted model, not a curated record